AUGUCUCAUAUACCAUUCUUCGGGGUCGAACUAUUCGCGCCAUCCAUAGCCCUAUCAAUUGUCACCGAUAUGUCCAUCACAUCAAGCAUUUUAAUCAUUGGUUCCGUUGUAACCGUUUAUACCUCAUUGGGUGGUCUAAAGGGUGUCAUAUGGACCGACUUCUUCCAGUUCUCUGUAAUGAUGUUCGGACUAAUGGCUGUCGUUAUCAGAGGCGCAAACAUAUCGGGAGGAAUGGCCAACGUUUUCGAGAGGGCUCACGCGGGCGGACGUAUCGAGUUCUGGAACAUGGACUUUGACAUCUAUUCAACAAAUUCAUUUUGGAUCAUAAUACUUGGCUGGACAGUGAUAUACGCGGGCACUUUCAGCACCAAUCAAAUGCAAAUACAACGAAUCAUAUGUAUGCCAAGUCUCGGCGCCGCUAAGAAAGCCCUGUAUUUCGCGACACCCGGUUAUGUACUC
Molecule: messenger RNA, 459 nt
Organism: Medioppia subpectinata
Lineage: Eukaryota; Metazoa; Arthropoda; Arachnida; Sarcoptiformes; Oppiidae
Source: the annotation of a GenBank genome assembly